Durio zibethinus is the source of this 948-nucleotide messenger RNA. Its product is annotated as bax inhibitor 1-like. The record is from RefSeq and is a predicted model, not a curated record. Gene Ontology annotation, cellular component: membrane. Lineage: Eukaryota; Viridiplantae; Streptophyta; Magnoliopsida; Malvales; Malvaceae.
AUGGACGCGUUCUCUUCGUUCUUCGAUUCUCAAUCAAGAAGCAACUGGAGUUACGAUACUCUCAAGAAUUUCCGCCAGAUCUCUCCUAAUGUUCAGACUCAUCUCAAAAGGGUUUAUUUGACCCUAUGUUGUGCACUGGUUGCCUCUGCUUUUGGGGCUUAUCUUCAUCUCCUUUGGAACAUUGGGGGUUACCUCACGACAUUUGCAUGCUUUGGAACCAUAAUUUGGCUUCUCUCUACCCCUCCUUAUCAAGAGCAAAAGAGGGUUUCUCUUCUGAUGAUGUCGGCAGUGUUUGAAGGGGCUUCAAUUGGUCCUCUGAUUGACUUGGCCAUUCAGAUUGACCCAAGUGUUUUGGUAACUGCAUUUGUGGGAACAGCGUUGGCCUUUGCAUGUUUUUCAGGAGCUGCCAUGUUAGCUCGGCGCAGAGAGUACCUUUACCUUGGUGGCUUGCUAUCAUCUGGCGUUUCAAUGCUUCUGUGGUUGCAUUUUGCCUCCUCUAUCUUUGGUGGUUCAACAGCCUUCUUAAUGUUUGAGAUCUAUUUUGGGCUUUUGGUGUUUGUGGGCUACAUGGUAGUGGACACACAGGACAUAAUCGAGAAGGCACACUUGGGCGAUCUGGACUAUGUGAAGCAUGCCUUGACCCUUUUCACUGAUUUUGUUGCUGUAUUUGUCCGCAUUCUGAUGAUCAUGUUAAAAAAUUCAGCUGAGAAAAGUGAGAAGAAGAAGAAAAAGAGGAGUGACUAAAUCAUAAACCAGUAGCAGGGUUUGUUUGCUCAGCGAACCUGCCUUGGAAAGAUGCAGGAAGUUGUCAAAUCAAAGUUGUUUUUAUGCUUUUUGUAGUAAAUUACCAUGUACGGAAAUGAUAGGUCUUACUGUUUUUGCAUCUGUUGAUGGUUUUUGUUUGGCAAGUUCGUCAAACUAAUGACAUGUUAAUAUUUGUUUUUCUCA